UUGACCCCAACAAGGAGCGUCGGGAGGCUGUGAAGCGGAAGAUCACGCAGUACCUGAGGCGUGCGGAGGAGAUCUUCAACUGCCACCUCCAGCGGGCUGCAGGGGGUGGCAACCCCUCCACCACGGGUUACAGCAGCCUGCGCUUCCGGCCCAUUAGGACGCUGAGCUCAGCAGUGGAGAACCUGAGACGGUGUAAGGUUAUAGGAGUGAUCGAUAAGGUGCAGAUCGUCCAGGAUCCGGCCACUGGUGGAACCUUUAUACUUAAGAGCCUCCCCAAAUCCUACACUGAGACCCGUGAGCGACAGACCAUCAUCCCUCAUGGCGUCCCCUUCAUGGUCAAGCUGCUGUGCUACUAUGCAAAUGAGGACUCCAUCUUCCUCCACCUGGAGCACGUGCAGGGGGAGAUGCUGUGGUCUCACCUCCGCUCCAAGUACUGUCCCCAGCAGGGCUCUGCCAAUUCAAACACCAUUCAAGCCCUGAGGGACCAUGGCAGAGAGGACGGCGUGGGAAGCUCCCAGGGCAGCAGCCAAGUCUCCAUCCUCUCUGCUCAGUCAGGCAGUGGCCUCCUGGGCUCUGCGACCCACCAAGUAUUGGGAACCACUGAUGCCUUGCCCCCUCGGGAGCAGACCCCUGACCCCACGGACCCCUGCUCAGGGAACCACUGCCGGCUUCACCUGGCUCCCGCUGGUGGCACGAGGCCUGCAGCUGGAGGGCAGGAUCUAAGCGUGACCCAGGCUACGUCUGCCAUCGUGGACCAUGUUCCAGCAGCAUCAGCCAAAGGCCCCAGCCACCUUAUCAACCAGGGCCUGGUCAUCUACCCCUGGGAUGCGCUAACCAGCAGCACGGGCUGCGUAUCGGAGAGAGCAGCCUCCCAACAAGACGCUGGGCCACGUGCUGGUGAAAGGCUUGCCCAGACACCCGGCCCCAUACUGAGGACUCUGAGAGAGGGCCAGCCAGGGGCGGGGGAGCCGCUGUCUCGGCGAGUGGCUGAGGUCCCCUGGGCUCGGCCGCUCCUGACCUCCUUGGGUCAGAGGCAGCUUCAUGCAGCAGUUGCCCCGUCCAGCUCUGGCAAGUGCCAUGGGCCUGACCCAGCGGUGCAGGAGCCCUCGUGGGGAGCGAGCCUGACCUGUGGCCAGCUCAGGGAGCAGCUGCUCUCAGGACAGUGCCCGUCUCUGGCUUCCCAUGGGCAUGACCGGAGAGCGUGGGCUGUGAAGGAGGAGCAGGUGCAGCUGUGGGCAGCAGAAAUCCUCCUGGCCUUAGAGGGACUUCACCAACAGGGUGUAUUGUGCCGGGACCUCAACCCCAGGAACCUGCUGCUUGAUGCAGCUGGUCAUGUCCGUCUCACCUUCUUUGGCCAGUGGACAGAGGUGGAGCCCCAGUGCUGCAGCCAGGCACGGGAAGAGCUGUACAGUGCCCCAGAAGUGGGGGGGAUUGUGGAGCCCACCGAAGCAGCUGACUGCUGGAGCUUUGGCUCUCUCUUGUAUGAGUUGCUGACCGGAGUGCCACUGUCCCAAAACCACCCUUCAGGGAUUCAACCUCACACCCAGUUGCAUCUGCCAGAGGGCCUCAGCCUGGCUGCUAUGUCACUGCUCACCGAGCUCCUUCAGUACAACCCGAAGCAGCGUUUGGGCUCUGGAGGAGGUGGCAUGGCGAAGCUGAAGUCCCACUCCUUCUUCAGCACCAUCCCAUGGAACAAGUUGGUGGGCUAG
Molecule: messenger RNA, 1709 nt
Organism: Antrostomus carolinensis (chuck-will's-widow)
Lineage: Eukaryota; Metazoa; Chordata; Aves; Caprimulgiformes; Caprimulgidae
Product: ribosomal protein S6 kinase-like 1
Exons: 9
Biological process (GO): protein phosphorylation
Molecular function (GO): protein kinase activity; ATP binding
Source: RefSeq, a predicted model, not a curated record